Messenger RNA from Rhizophagus irregularis DAOM 181602=DAOM 197198, 525 nucleotides. RefSeq lists its product as uncharacterized. The record is from RefSeq and is a predicted model, not a curated record. Lineage: Eukaryota; Fungi; Glomeromycota; Glomeromycetes; Glomerales; Glomeraceae. Gene Ontology annotation, molecular function: oxidoreductase activity, acting on the CH-CH group of donors, NAD or NADP as acceptor.
AUGGCUGUAUCAAACAAAGGACUCAUUCUCAAGGAAUAUCCUAAAGGAUUACCUAAUGCCGAUAAGCAUUUUGAAUUAGUUCCUCGUACUAUUGACAUUAAAAAUUUGAACUUGGGAGAGAAUGAAAUUGUUGUAAGAAAUAUAUAUUUAUCUUUAGACCCUUAUGUUCGUUUUACUUUAAGAGAACCUGAACCAGAAUAUGUAUCAGUCGACACGCUACUUGAAAAGAGGGUAUCAAUUGGACAAGUUAUUAUUGGCGUUGGAGUUUCUGAAGUUGUAAAAACAAAUAAUCCUAAUUUCAAAGUUGGAGAUCUCGUCUAUGGACCUGUUGGUUGGGAAGAAUAUUCUCAUAUUAAAUCUGAUUUUGCAGCAAUUUUUUCACCCAUAAAUAAAGAAUCAUUAAAAGAUAUUCCGUUGAGUUAUUACGCCAGUCUUCUUAGAAUGGGUGGUUUAACUCCUUAUGCAUCCCUGAAUGACGAUGCAUUUUGUUUGGACAAAAAAUUUUGGAAAGCAUUUGAGAGUUAA